Messenger RNA from Dioscorea cayenensis subsp. rotundata (Guinea yam), 2148 nucleotides. Its product is annotated as plastidic glucose transporter 4. NCBI's taxonomy places the organism in Eukaryota, Viridiplantae, Streptophyta, Magnoliopsida, Dioscoreales, Dioscoreaceae. The record is from RefSeq and is a predicted model, not a curated record. Gene Ontology annotation, cellular component: membrane. Bases 180 to 1805 code for a protein of 541 amino acids. The transcript has 14 exons. Gene Ontology annotation, molecular function: carbohydrate:proton symporter activity. Gene Ontology annotation, biological process: carbohydrate transport; transmembrane transport.
UACUAGUUUUCUUGGAACUCUCUUUCUCUCUCUCUAGUUUUUUGUUCUCUCUCUAGAAGCCAGCGGAGCGAACAAAGCCACUCUCGAUAUAUGCUCUCGAAUGAGAACAAGAACAGGCUUAGUGCUGUCGAAGGCCGGGGAGAUCAUCUUCCGCGGGGUUUGUUUGAUCGGGAGGGGAGAUGCAGGGCGCUGUGAUCGGUGGUAAGGGGGGAGUUGGGGUGGGGUUUGAACUUCGGAGUCGUGCGAGGGUGUUGGGUGGGUUUGGGAAGACGGAGGGGGUUUUGAUGGCCGAGCGGAGAUCGUGGUGUGGAGGAUCGGUGAGGAGAUCGUUGGGUCUUGGAGUGGAGAUGGUCCGUUUGACGGCGGUGGAGAGUGUGUUUAGGCCGAGGAGGAAAGUUGGGAUUGUCAGAGCUGAGGCUUCUGGUGAUGUGGAAAGUGUUCAUCCUGCAAGACAUCAAACAAAAUCUUCUGGGACGGUCUUCCCUUAUGUUGGUGUUGCUUGUUUGGGAGCCAUUUUAUUUGGGUAUCAUCUUGGAGUCGUAAAUGGGGCACUUGAAUAUCUUUCUCGGGACCUUGGAAUUGCUGAAAAUACUGUGCUACAAGGAUGGGUUGUUAGCUCUUCUCUUGCUGGUGCUACAGUAGGUUCUUUUACUGGAGGAGCAUUGGCUGAUAAAUUUGGUCGAACAAAAACAUUCAUGCUGGAUGCUAUCCCUCUUGCAGUUGGUGCAUUUCUCAGUGCUACUGCUCAGAAUGUACAGUCAAUGAUGAUUGGCCGCUUACUUGCUGGAAUUGGAAUUGGAAUUUCUUCUGCUGUUGUGCCGCUUUAUAUAUCUGAGAUAUCUCCAACUGAAAUUCGUGGAGCAUUAGGAUCUAUCAACCAGCUUUUCAUUUGCAUAGGGAUACUGGCGGCUUUGGUGGCUGGAUUACCAUUGGCAGGAAAUCCUAUAUGGUGGAGGUCAAUGUUUGGUAUUGCAGUGAUUCCAUCUGUUCUGCUGGCCUUGGGAAUGGCUAUUUCUCCUGAAAGUCCCCGUUGGCUCUUUCAGCAAGGGAAACUCACACAAGCUGAAGCAUCACUAAGGACAUUAUAUGGGAAAGAAAGGGUUGCUGAAGCCAUGCAGGGUUUGCAAGCAGGUAUCCAAGGUUCCACUGAGCAAGAUGCUGGUUGGUUUGAUCUGUUCAGCAAACGCUAUGGGAAAGUUGUAAGCGUGGGAGCGGCACUGUUCUUAUUUCAACAAUUGGCUGGAAUAAAUGCUGUUGUGUACUAUUCUACUUCUGUGUUCCGCAGUGCGGGAAUUGCCUCUGAUGUUGCAGCAAGUGCUUUUGUUGGGGCAGCCAACGUUUUUGGCACUGCUAUUGCCUCUUCACUGAUGGACAAGCAAGGAAGGAAAAGCCUUCUAAUCACCAGCUUUGCUGGAAUGGCGGCGUCAAUGUUGCUUCUCUCUCUGUCCUUCACAUGGAAGGUUCUGGCACCUUAUUCAGGAAAUCUUGCAGUUAUUGGCACUGUCCUCUAUGUCUUGUCAUUUUCAUUAGGUGCUGGGCCUGUGCCUGCUCUUCUGCUUCCUGAGAUUUUUGCCUCCAGAAUCAGAGCAAAGGCAGUUGCUCUCUCUCUUGGCAUGCACUGGGUGUCCAAUUUUGUGAUUGGUCUCUACUUCUUGAGUGUGGUAAACAAGUUUGGGAUCAGCAAAGUGUACCUAGGAUUCGCCACAGUGUGCUUUCUUGCAGUUCUCUACAUAGCUGGCAAUGUCGUGGAGACCAAAGGUAGAUCAUUGGAGGAAAUUGAGCGCGCUCUUAACGUUGAUGUUUGAUUCUUUCAGUAAGCAAGUUCUUCCGGAGGGUGUGUUUAUGGUCUUUCUGAUAAUAAUGAGUUAUUUGCUACUAAAUAAAAUGUAGUCCAUGUUGAUGGCAUAAUAGUCUACAGCAGACAGCGAGUCAUUAGUCUUUUAGUUUGUUCUUCCUUGAGGCAGAGAGUUUAAGGGGCUGUUUCGUAGGACAUCAUUCUCAGGACAUGGUUUGUUUGUGGAUAGGGGGACGUACUGUGGUAUUGGGUCGCUGACAUUUGGAUGUGUAAAUGAUCGUUUUUUUUACUUUAUAAAUAUUCAUGAGGUAUUUAUAAAAAAAAAAGAAGGGAAAGAAAAUUUUUAAUGUUCA